UUGAGGCGCUCUCUUACGUGUUCAUCUACCAGGAUCGACGUUGAGACAACAGGAAGCAGAGGGGCUUUGGCCAAAAAAAAAAAAAAAAAAAAGGCAGAAGGAGAGAUUGCCUUGCCUUCUAAUUUCUCCCUCUCCAGCCCCAGAACAAUGUCGAUGAGCCCUAAGCAUACGACUCCUUUUUCUGUUUCCGAUAUCUUGAGUCCCCUUGAGGAGAGCUAUAAGAAAGUAAGUAUGGAGAAUAACAACUUGGGGGCACCUCUCACUUCUUACCGGCAGCCGCAAGUCUCACAGGCGGCGAUGCAGCAGCACCACAUGGGCCAUAAUGGGACUGUGUCUGCGGCUUACCACAUGACUGCGGCAGGUGUUUCUCAGCUGUCACACACGGCCAUGGGGGGCUACUGUAACGGCAACCUGGGCAACAUGGGCGACCUGCCGUCUUACCAAGACGGCAUGAGGGGCAGCGCCACGGCAACCGGCUGGUACGGAGCCAACCCAGAUCCGCGUUUUUCCACCAUUUCCCGCUUCAUGGGCUCAUCAUCCGGGAUGAACAUGGGCAGCAUGGGCAGUCUCAGUUCCCUGGCAGACGUGGGUAAAGGCAUGGGCUCUCUGUCAACCACACCGAGGAGAAAGAGGCGAGUGCUGUUCUCCCAGGCGCAGGUGUACGAGCUGGAGCGACGCUUCAAGCAGCAGAAAUACCUGUCGGCGCCGGAGAGGGAACACCUGGCAAGUAUGAUCCACCUCACCCCGACCCAGGUGAAAAUCUGGUUCCAGAAUCACCGGUAUAAAAUGAAGAGGCAGGCAAAAGACAAAGCCUCCCAGCAGCAGAUGCAGCAGGAGAGCGGCUCCUGCCAACAACAGCAGCAGCAGUCACCUCGGAGAGUAGCUGUGCCGGUGCUGGUAAAGGAUGGGAAGCCGUGCCAAGGCAGCGGCCACACGCCCACAUCCUCCGCUCAGACGCACCACCAGCAAGGGGGCAAUGUCAUGAUUAUGUCUAACAACACGUCCGGCCUCGGCCAGCAUCAGAGCCAGCAGGUGGGAAGCACAGGUCACUCUCCAGACUUGGCGCAGCACUCCUCCAGUCCGCCCUCACUUCAGAGCCAAGUGGCCGGCCUCUCCCACCUCAACUCCCCCGCCGCAGAGUACGGCUCGGCCUUGCAGUGUUCAGCCCUGUUAUACGGCAGGACAUGGUGACAAGAGGCGCCGGCUAUGAUUUAAAUCUAAUUUUAAAAAAGAAAAGACAUUUUUAUGUUAAUGCUCGGCAAGUUUCACUGUAAAUGUGCGCACUUGAACAAGAACCGAGUGAAACCGACGCAGCUCUUCUUGAAUUUUUUCUCCUCCCCAUUUCGAAAGGAAGUGUGACUCUUGUGGAAGAAUCACUUGUUCACAAACUGCGGAUGUAAAAGUCUUGGGAUUUAUUUAUGUAAAUUAUAUUGACACAAAGGAAGAAUCAGCAGUCAAAUAGGCCCCAUAGUUGGGAUAACUAAACCCGAAACAGAGACGCAGAUAGACUGCAGGACUGCUGGGUGCUCUUAAAUUUCCCUCCUCAGACACAAAUGUGAUGACUCUGAUUCAUAAUAGAAUUUAAUGUAAGCCGUAGAUCUAGCUUGUAUAUUUCAGUAAAAGGUUUGAAUUUUAGCUAUUUGUUGUACAAAGUUUUUGACGCUAUUGCCGGUUUGUUGUCGUUUCACUGGUAUUUGUACGUUUUAUUUCUUUGUAACUUAUAUAGAUAUUUGACUUACAGCAAAAC
Molecule: messenger RNA, 1747 nt
Organism: Maylandia zebra (zebra mbuna)
Lineage: Eukaryota; Metazoa; Chordata; Actinopteri; Cichliformes; Cichlidae
Gene: nkx2-1
Product: NK2 homeobox 1
Biological process (GO): regulation of transcription by RNA polymerase II; cell differentiation
Cellular component (GO): nucleus
Molecular function (GO): DNA-binding transcription factor activity, RNA polymerase II-specific; RNA polymerase II cis-regulatory region sequence-specific DNA binding
Source: RefSeq, a predicted model, not a curated record